This is a messenger RNA of Molossus molossus (Pallas's mastiff bat), 1707 nucleotides long. RefSeq names its product clusterin associated protein 1 (gene IFT38). Lineage: Eukaryota; Metazoa; Chordata; Mammalia; Chiroptera; Molossidae. Gene Ontology annotation, biological process: cilium assembly. Bases 129 to 1382 code for a protein of 417 amino acids. The transcript has 13 exons. The record is from RefSeq and is a predicted model, not a curated record. Gene Ontology annotation, cellular component: cilium; centrosome; intraciliary transport particle B.
CUCUGCAGAGGAGCUGGCCCGUUGCCUGCUCCAGCUUGCAGGCCCGGUGCUACGUGGGCUCAGGAGCAGAGCGUUGUGGGGCGGGUGUGCCCGGUCUCCAACAGAUUCUUCCAGUCCUCCUUCCUGCUAUGGAAACCUCUGCCCAUGCCCUGGUCUGGCCCCCAUAUUUUACAGAGAUGAUGAGAGCCUUGGGAUACCCUCGACAUAUUUCUAUGGAAAAUUUCCGCACACCAAAUUUUGAACUUGUAUCUGAAGUUCUUCUCUGGCUUGUGAAAAGGUAUGAACCUCAGACUGACAUCCCUUCUGAUGUUGAGACAGAACAAGACCGAGUUUUCUUCAUUAAGGCAGUUGCCCAAUUCAUGGCCACCAAGGCACAUAUAAAACUCAAUACUAAGAAGCUUUAUCAAGCAGAUGGCUAUGCAGUGAAGGAACUAUUGAAGAUCACCUCUGUCCUUUAUAACGCUAUGAAGACCAAAGGGAUGGAGGGCUCUAAAAUAGAAGAGGACGAUAUCAGCAAAUUCAAGUUUGAUCUUGGCUCAAAGAUUGCAGAUUUGAAAGCAGCCAGGCAGCUUGCUUCUGAAAUCACCUCCAAAGGAGCAUCUCUGUAUGACUUGCUGGGCAAGGAGGUAGAAUUGAGGGAACUGAGAACAGAAGCAAUUGCCAGACCUCUGGAAAUAAAUGAGACUGAAAAAGUGAUGAGAAUUGCAAUAAAGGAUAUUUUGGCGCAGGUUCAGAAGACUAAAGACCUGCUCAAUAACGUGGCCUCUGACGAAGUUAAUUUAGAAGCCAAAAUUGAAAAGAGGAAAUUAGAACUGGAAAGAAACAGGAAGCGCCUCCAGACUCUACAGAGUGUCAGGCCGGCAUUUAUGGACGAAUAUGAGAAGAUUGAGGAAGAAUUGCAAAAGCAGUAUGACAUUUAUCUGGAGAAAUUUCGAAAUCUGGCUUAUCUGGAACAACAACUCGAGGAUCAUCAUAGGAUGGAGCAAGAGAGGUUUGAGGAAGCUGAAAAUACUCUCCGUCUGAUGCAGAACAAGCUAAAGGAAGAAGAAAAGCGACUGCUAAAGAGUGGAAGUAAUGAUGACUCAGACAUUGAUAUCCAGGAGGAUGAUGAAUCCGACAGUGAACUGGAAGAGAGACGGCUAUCCAAGCCACGGACAGCCAUUGAGGUGCUCAUGCAAGGAAGACCUAACAAACGCAUCGUGGGCACAAUGCAAGGUGGAGACUCCGAUGACGAUGAAGACUCAGAGGACAGUGAAAUUGACAUGGAAGAUGACGAAGAAGAUGACGAUUUGGAAGAUGAGAGCAUUGCUCUGUCUCCAGCUAAACCCAGUCGAAGGGUCCGGAAACCAGAGCCCCUGGAAGAGAGUGACAAUGACUUCUGACUUUCUUGCCAAGGGACCUGUGCAGAUUAAAACCCUCAGAUUUGUAGGUAAAUGGGAAUUUAGAAGGUUAGGAAGGAAACAUUUUGUUCACUAAGCCAGUUGGACUCAUUGUUAAUUAUUACCUGUUUUUGCUUUAGCCUCCUAUGGUUACUCCAUGAAGCUUAAAUAAGAACCAGAGCAAACCCCAAAGAUGAUUUUUUUGCCUUAGCUCCUAAAAAGUGGGAAAUACUUGUGUGCUUAGUGAUUCACAUCCACAGGAAAAAAACUUUAGGAGAAAUAAGUUUCUAUGUAAGUUUUGUUGUUGUUAAUCCUCACCUCAGGGUAU